Brassica oleracea var. oleracea is the source of this 684-nucleotide messenger RNA. RefSeq lists its product as uncharacterized. The record is from RefSeq and is a predicted model, not a curated record. The transcript has 4 exons. The coding region runs from base 121 to 684 and encodes 187 amino acids. NCBI's taxonomy places the organism in Eukaryota, Viridiplantae, Streptophyta, Magnoliopsida, Brassicales, Brassicaceae.
UUCACCGCCGUUACCAUUACCUUCUACUAUCAUCUUCAACGUAUGACUCACACAUCUAAGUCUCACAAAGCUUCAUCAAUCACUUCUACAUCCUCCAUACUACAACAUUGAUCCACAGCCAUGAUAUCCACUCAUGCUUCCGGGAAGUCUGAAGUUGCCCUCAUCGAUGAACAGAUAUGCUUCAUCUCAGCUAAUCGUGCUCCACGAUACGAGCCCCAACUCAAACCAGGAGCUAAUGACAGACUUCAGAAUUUCUUCGUUUACCACCCAAUACAUACGCAGACAAGUGUAUAUGUAUCGUCUUUCACGCCCCCAAUUUCCGAGCUCUUCGGGAUUCUCUCGAGGAGAUUUUUGUUCUUUGCUUCUCCUCAGAAGGAAGCUGGUAAGAUGCCAAAGGAAUGUUCAGUGAUACUCUUGAUCAUAUUUGUUUUGCUUAUUGUUGCAAGUUGGAUUGCAAUUUAUAGAUUGCUAAGCUGUCCCACAGGUGAAACCACAUUUUCUGCAACUGCUGAAGUGCCCAUGCUCUCUGCAAAUGUUUUGUCUGCAUCUUCCAAAGGAUGUGGAGACCUUGCUGAUGAGGGAAUGGUGGCUCAAAUAACAGUGGCGAAUCACAGGAAGCCAAAUGUGCUACUCAUGGCAAAUAUGUCUUUCCAGUUCAAGUUUUGUUAUGUUAUUGCUCUGUAA